Messenger RNA from Phaeodactylum tricornutum CCAP 1055/1, 939 nucleotides. RefSeq lists its product with no specific name. Gene Ontology annotation, cellular component: cytosol. The record is from RefSeq and is a predicted model, not a curated record. Lineage: Eukaryota; Bacillariophyta; Bacillariophyceae; Surirellales; Neidiaceae. The coding region runs from base 1 to 939 and encodes 312 amino acids. The transcript has a single exon.
AUGAGAGAAGACGUGACGAAUUGGAAUGAGCCUCCUCCUGAGGAUCCCACCUUUCUAGAAAGAAUUGUAGGGGAUUCCACGGCGGACGAUGUACGCUGCCUGAGGUUUGCGAUGCUUGGUUGCGAACCGAAUGUACCUUACGGCCCCAUCGACCAUACGGCACAACUGUUCAUGGAUCUCUUCUCAAAAGCUGCGUUGGCAACGCGACCCAAAAGUUGCUGGCGUAUUGCAGUUAAAACUUUUGAUGUUCAAAAGUUUCAGUAUCCAAAAGAUCAAGAGGAAUGGGAUUCCUUCGACGGCGUUUGGAUUCCUGGUUCGUUUGCUUCAGCAUACGACAGAAAGGACUGGAUCGACCAAUUGUGUGAAACAAUUCAGCAAGAAAUUGUUUCCCGGGAGAGGAAAACGUUGGGCAUUUGUUUUGGGCACCAAAUUCUGGCUCACUCAUUUCCUGACGGGACAGCCACCCCGGUACCAACGGGUGCCAGAGCUGGACGAUACGUCAUGUCGACCACGCCCGAAGGAUGGAGCAUGUUGGGUGGAAAAGACUCUUUCGAUUUAUACUUUACGCAUGGUGAUAUGGUAGAAAAGCUUCCCUCCAAUGCCGUAUCGUUGGGAGGGAGCGAGGCCAUUCCCAUUCAGGCAGCUGCGUAUUUCCGCAAGAACGAGCAGUCAUCGCUUGAAACUUUAGCGCCCGCCAGUCCAUAUGCCAUUUCGUUUCAGGCACACCCAGAGUUUUCUACCUCGAAAGAUCUGGGAGUUUAUCGCACGUUGGAACUAAUCAUGGACGCCAUGCAGCAGCGGGGUUCUUUGACUAUGGACGAGAGACUAGCAGCAGGAGAAGAUGCUCACAAAUCCUAUCAGGCAGUGCAAGAAGACAACGUGCAAAUCAUGGUAUCGGUGGGGAAGUUGCUUGGAUGGCUACCACCGGAUGAAUCCUGA